This is a messenger RNA of Dipodomys ordii (Ord's kangaroo rat), 4198 nucleotides long. It is a transcript of the gene Mtmr1, whose product is annotated as myotubularin related protein 1. The transcript is spliced from 16 exons. The record is from RefSeq and is a predicted model, not a curated record. Gene Ontology annotation, biological process: phosphatidylinositol dephosphorylation. The coding region runs from base 263 to 1978 and encodes 571 amino acids. Gene Ontology annotation, molecular function: phosphatidylinositol-3,5-bisphosphate 3-phosphatase activity. NCBI's taxonomy places the organism in Eukaryota, Metazoa, Chordata, Mammalia, Rodentia, Heteromyidae.
UACUGCCAAGAAAACUGUCUCUUGUUUACCCAAAAGUACACUAUUUCCUAGAUUUAAACCUGCCUACAAGAAAUUGAAUGCCUCAAAAUCACAUGCUAUAAGUCCUACAGGGUCACAUGUUGAAUGGUGUAAACAGCUUAUAGCUGCUACAAUUUCUAGUCAGAUUUCAGGUUCAGUGACAUCAGAAAAUGUAUCCAGAGAUUACAAGGUUUUCAGGAGGCCUGAUAUAAGGGCUCUAAGGGAUGGAAAUAAGCUGGCACAGAUGGAAGAAGCUCCACUUUUUCCAGGAGAAUCAAUUAAGGCCAUUGUGAAAGAUGUCAUGUAUAUCUGCCCAUUUAUGGGAGCAGUAAGUGGAACCCUGACAGUGACGGACUUUAAGAUGUACUUUAAGAAUGUAGAGAGGGACCCUCAUUUCGUCCUCGAUGUUCCUCUUGGAGUGAUCAGCAGAGUUGAGAAGAUUGGAGCACAGAGCCAUGGAGACAAUUCUUGCGGUAUAGAGAUCGUGUGCAAGGAUAUGAGGAAUUUGCGGCUUGCAUAUAAACAGGAAGAGCAGCGUAAACUUGGGAUAUUUGAAAACCUCAACAAGCAUGCUUUUCCUCUCUCUAAUGGCCAAGUGCUGUUUGCAUUCAGUUAUAAAGAAAAGUUUCCAACUAAUGGCUGGAAAGUUUAUGAUCCAGUAUCUGAAUAUAAGAGACAGGGAUUGCCAAAUGAGAGCUGGAAAAUCUCCAAAAUAAACAGUAAUUAUGAGUUCUGUGAUACCUACCCUGCUGUCAUUGUUGUGCCAACUAGUGUAAAAGAUGAUGACCUUUCAAAAGUGGCAGCCUUUCGAGCAAAAGGCAGAGUUCCUGUGCUGUCAUGGAUUCAUCCAGAAAGUCAAGCAACGAUUACUCGUUGCAGCCAACCGCUGGUGGGUCCCAAUGAUAAACGUUGCAAGGAGGAUGAAAAAUACCUGCAAACAAUAAUGGAUGCAAAUGCCCAGUCCCACAAACUGAUCAUCUUUGAUGCUCGCCAGAACAGUGUUGCAGAUACCAACAAGGCAAAGGGUGGAGGCUAUGAAAGUGAAAGUGCUUACCCAAAUGCAGAGCUCGUGUUCUUGGAGAUCCACAAUAUUCAUGUGAUGAGAGAAUCGCUCCGUAAAUUAAAAGAGAUUGUGUACCCUUCCAUCGAUGAGGCACGGUGGUUCUCCAAUGUGGAUGGAACUCACUGGCUAGAAUAUAUUAGGAUGCUUCUUGCAGGAGCAGUAAGAAUUGCUGAUAAAAUAGAAUCUGGGAAAACUUCUGUGGUGGUGCACUGUAGUGACGGCUGGGACCGAACAGCCCAGCUCACCUCCCUGGCGAUGCUGAUGCUGGACAGUUACUACCGGACCAUUAAAGGAUUUGAAGCUCUCGUGGAGAAGGAGUGGAUAAGCUUUGGACAUCGGUUUGCACUGCGAGUGGGCCAUGGUGAUGACAACCACGCAGAUGCUGACCGAUCCCCUAUAUUUCUUCAGUUUAUUGAUUGUGUUUGGCAAAUGACAAGGCAGUUUCCUUCAGCGUUCGAGUUUAAUGAACUAUUCUUGAUUACAAUUUUGGAUCACCUUUACAGCUGUCUCUUUGGGACCUUUCUGUGCAACUGUGAACAACAGCGGUUCAAAGAAGAUAUAUAUACAAAGACUGUAUCUUUAUGGUCAUAUAUCAAUAGCCAGCUAGACGAAUUUUUGAAUCCCUUCUUUGUGAAUUAUGAGAACCACGUUUUAUAUCCUGUUGCUAGUCUGAGUCAUUUGGAAUUAUGGGUAAACUAUUACGUACGAUGGAAUCCACGGAUGAGACCACAGAUGCCAAUUCACCAGAAUCUGAAGGAGCUGCUGGCCGUGAAGGCUGAGCUACAGAAGCGGGUAGAGGAUCUACAACGGGAAGUGGCCGCACGCGCUGUCUCAUCCUCUUCUGAACGAGGAUCCUCCCCUUCUCAUUCAGCCACUCCUGUCCACACCUCGGUCUGAUGGGCAGAGCCAGGGUCUUGGGCCAUCCUGCUGCUUUAUCGUCUUCCCAGUGGCUCAGGGCCUGGCCGUUGCUGUUCUGGCUGUAGCUUGUGAUCUUAUCUUAGGAUUAGGCCCAGGGACCAUUUGUGUGGCUAGGUGACAGCUCUCGCGUGGGUAAGUGCAUUUUGUGUCGUGAACAGUCUGUUUCCCCUCCUGUCAGCAGUCCCACAGAGAACUGCCUGUCACACCCACCCCGAGCCACCUUGUGCUGUGCAGGCAGCUCAGGGGGGAGCUAGAGGGAAUGCAAUGCUUAACAACUCACAUUACUCCUUUCCACCUUCAGUCCUCCCUUUGAAAUGAACCAUUCACUUUAAGACCACAUUGCCAGCCGGUGGCUUCCCUCAGCUUUUUGCCACAAUUUGCAAAGUGUGUGUAAAUGAAACCUUUGGAGGAAACAGACCAUCACCAUCGACUCGACAAUUCUCUUCAUGCCAGGGGUCUUCCAGUACCAAUUACUGUUGUGUACAUAUAAGGUAUUUUUUAAAAGAGAAACAUACCUUUAUUUUCCUAUGUCCUUUUUUUUAUGUUUAGAAUAGUCAGUCACCUGAGGUGGUAUCUGCUUAACUGUACUGUGUGAGAAAUUCUUUCCCAACUCACAUCAUGCUAGCUUUUAUGUGGUACAUUGGAAACAAGACAUGAGAUAUGGUCAUUUGAAUGGCCAUGCGUGAUUGCCCUCAGACUAAGUCUGGUACUUGUCUCCUGAGGUGGCCCCGAGUUCCCUCAGGAUGGCACGGACUAGGUGUGCUCAGUCCUCUGGCUUUUCUGUGGGUCAACUGAGGACUCGGGCUUCUGCACAGGUGCUGGCCUCCCUUGGAGACAAUUCCUUUCAUGAGCAAGGUGUGUCAGUUGUUCUGGGGCACCAGAACCUGGUACCCUCCCACCCCUAAGAUAGCAGGCAUUUGUAUCAAAGCAAGUCUGAUUCCACCUGUUCUAUGCCUGGCCCGCCCACCUCACUUGAUUGACAUGUGGCUGCUGUCCAUGAUUAAGCAGCCACUGUGCCAAGGCUCUGCUUUGGAAAUGUAGAGCACUCCCUUUCCUUGGUUCUGAGCCAGCCAUGGCCACUCGGGCCUCCUGCGGUUUUGCACCUUCAUCCAAUGACUUUGAGCUCUGCCACUGCAUCAGUCUUUGCUGGAGUGAAUUUCCUGUCAACUCUUAGCUCCUUCAAGACAGGCGAGCUUGCCCCCAGAGCCACACGUGCCCCAGAGGUUCACGGGGGUCCAGCUGCAUUGUGUCUUCCCUGCUCGGGGUCAAAUCACUGGAUGUCAUGCAAAGUCCUACAUAUUGACCUUAUUUUUGAAAAUAUAUUCUUAAAGAAAUUUUCUACAGCCAAAUGUGUAGAGAAUAGAUGUUUUUUCAACUUGGAACCUUCUGAGUCUUAUAGAAGAUUAUCCUUCUAUAAGAUACUAGACAUAUUUAUUCAAGGUUGUUUGAUAACCUAAAAUCAAUUCUCCAUUUUUAUCACCUGGGGGAUUUGUUUCUAAACCAUAGUUUAAUCCACAGUAGCUUUUUGAUUUAUGGUCCAAACAUACCUAGAAAUAUAGUUUAUGAAUGGAUAAACACCAGGCAUAAUGACGCAUACCUGUAAUGCCAGCACUCAGCAGAUAGAAAUGGGAGGAUACUGAGUUCCAGGCCAGCCUGAGCUACGUAGCAGAAUCUUGUCCUCUCCAAACGGCAACAAUAAGCAUAACAAAUGGAUAAACAAGUACUCAUUGGUACAUUGAUUUUUUAAGUGAUUUUUUUUCCCUAGCAAUAUCCUUUAGUCUCCCAACUACACUAGGACAAUUAAAUGUAGUCUAGACCAGAUGUUUUGACAGUCCCAGAGAGCCCAUGCAGUUUGCUCUGUGGUGAGGUAUUCUGGUGCUGGUGGAUGGAAGCUGGCGCCUGAUCUGGCCGUAUUCUCCCUCACCUGGGGAUCUCCACCAGCAGGGUCCCUAGAAACUGUCAACUUUAAGCACAACAGAGCACUUCCCUUUGUAUGUUCCUAGCACAGAAGUGUUUCUAAAAGAACUUGAAGUAUAGUUUUGUUAUCUAAGAUAAAUUCUUUUUUGUUGUUGUUUUAUUUAAGUGUACUAGAAUGUAAAAACCUUUAAGGUUCAGGUUUCUAAAAAUCUGGUACAAUAUCGUAUUUGCCCCAUCUGAUGCACUGUAUUUCAAUCUCUAAUGAAAAAGUAUAAUAUGUUA